UUGUUUGCGUAACAAUCACUUUAAACCGGGGGCCGCGACAAAGUGUCUAGACGCACACGUGAUCGACCGCGCCAAUGCGCAGCCAAACCAAGGGCUUGUAAAUUUCAACCCUUGUGUCAGUUUCAGCCAGGAGUCCGGAGGCUCGCAGAAAUCCACAGGCGGAUUGGAGUAGGAGCUGCAAACGGCGACAAACUCUCGGGUUAUCUUUUUUUUUUCCUUCUUCCAACCCCACCUCGGAUGAUUUAAAAAAAUAUAUAUCAAUGUAUAAAGAAAAGGGAUUAAGUUAGUAGUGGGAAAGCGACAACCAGGAGCACGUUCAAGUCGAGCUGAAGAGAGAGAGAAGGCAGGAACAUAUUAAACCAAAAAAAAAAAAGACACUGCCUGUAUAUCCGUGAACGCGGAAAGGAAGACGGGAGAACGAAGGAAGAAAACGAUCUUCACAGUCAUUUAAAGAGCCUUGCCGGCGGAUUAAGGGUUUGGAUUAAUCUAUCCAAAAACCUAGGAAGGAACAAGGGACCGCUUGGUUUACGUUUCAAUGGAUACAUAUUCUUGGUUACAUUUUUUCUACUUUAUAUCGGUGGGUUACAAUGCAUGAUUGUAUCUUUGGGGAGCCGCACUAACCCAUCUCCCCAUUUAUAUAUAUUUAAUUGCAGCAUUGUUUAAACCAUUUUUUUCCCCGAAUCUUUUAUUUUUAAAUCCCUAAAAAAAAAACCAAGGGGGUGGCGUAGCUACGGAUUCGUGCGGCUGUUACUGUGUUGUUGCCAUCGGGAACAGGCUGGAUUCAUGUUUUGCGGGUAUGUUUUUGCUGUACCUGGCUGGAUUUUAGCAGAUUUCUCUCUGGCGGAGCUUCAUCUCGCAUGUUCAGGACGAAACGAUCGGGUCUUGUCCGGCGACUUUGGAGAAGCCGUGCGUUGGGAGAAGCAGACGGGCAGACGGAUAACGAGGGCGAUGCAAACCGGGGAGGAGGAGGAGGGGGAGGAGGAGGCGGCAGCGGCAGCAGUAGCGGUGGGUGCUGCGGGGGCAAAGGGGCGAAAUACACCACCUCCGACCCCGAAUUGAAAACCCUUACUCACUCGCUGCUGAAAAAACUGAAGGAGAAGCAGUUGGAAUUAUUGCUGCAAGCGGUGGAUAGUAAAGGGGGAGCCCGAACCGGCUGCCUCCUCUUGCCCAGGAUGAUCGAACCUAAACUCAGCAAACAAACUUACUCCCUACCGGUACUGAUCUGCAAAGUCUUCCGCUGGCCUGAUCUAAGAAACUCUUCGGAACUGAAAAGACUCUAUUGCUGUGAAUCAUACGGAACCAACAACCCGGAUUCCGUCUGUUGUAACCCACACCACCUUAGCAGACUCUGUGAAUUCGAGUCACCCCCGCCUCCCUAUUCCAAAUUCCCAAUGGACUCUCUCAAACAGUCUGCAGAUUUGCCAGGCUCUGUGCCUCCCUCGACUGAAACUGGGGGAACUCAUUAUACGGCUCCUGGGGGGCUUUCAGAAUCCCAAAUAAGUCAGGAGCUGGGAAGUCAGUCGCACUGGUGUGUUGUUGCAUAUUGGGAGGAGAGGACACGAGUUGGGCGUCUGUACACUGUCCAAGAACCCUCCCUCGAUAUCUUCUACGAUCUACCUCACGGGAAUGGUUUCUGCCUGGGACAGUUAAACUCGGACAACAAGAGCCAGCUGGUGACCAAGGUCCGGAGCAAAAUCGGCUACGGCAUCCAGCUGAGCAAAGAACCAGACGGGGUGUGGGUCUAUAAUCGCAGCAAUUACCCGAUCUUCAUCAAGUCAGUCACACUGGACAACCCGGACUCCAGAACGUUGCUGGUGCACAAAGUGUUCCCGGGCUAUUCCAUCAAGGCUUUUGACUACGAGAAGUCUUACACCUUGCAGAGACCCAACGAUCAUGAUUUUACACACGAGCCGUGGUCUGGGUUCAGCAUUCAAAUUAGUUUUGUAAAAGGCUGGGGCCAAUGCUACACGAGACAAUUCAUAACCAGCUGUCCUUGCUGGAUGGAAGUGUUCCUCAAUAACCGAUAGAGUGGAGUUAUUAACGGACUCGGAUUCAUCAGAGAUGCUUUCAAUGAAAAGUAAUGAGAUUUAAUAAAAGAAAAGUGUAUUUUAUGUUAUAUAUAAAUAUAUUAUAUUACUUGUAAAUAUGAAGACGUUUUAUAGCAUUAUUUAUGUAUUGUGCAAUGUGUAAACCGGAUAAUUAAAAAUGCACUUUGCUUAAUAAAAAUGCAAAUAAGAUGAAAAAACGCCAAAAUUUAAAUAACACAAAUUGGUGUUCUUAUGGGUGCUGAAACCAAGAAGAAUGUUUUUUUAAAUAGAGGAGUUUAUGUUCAAGUGGAAAAAUAAAAUUGUACACCUGAUUUAAAAAAAA
This is a messenger RNA of Amblyraja radiata (thorny skate), 2370 nucleotides long. It is a transcript of the gene smad7, whose product is annotated as SMAD family member 7. Lineage: Eukaryota; Metazoa; Chordata; Chondrichthyes; Rajiformes; Rajidae. The coding region runs from base 858 to 2027 and encodes 389 amino acids. The record is from RefSeq and is a predicted model, not a curated record. The transcript is spliced from 4 exons. Gene Ontology annotation, cellular component: heteromeric SMAD protein complex. Gene Ontology annotation, biological process: cell differentiation; anatomical structure morphogenesis; SMAD protein signal transduction. Gene Ontology annotation, molecular function: transcription regulator inhibitor activity; I-SMAD binding.